Molecule: messenger RNA, 405 nt
Organism: Daucus carota subsp. sativus
Lineage: Eukaryota; Viridiplantae; Streptophyta; Magnoliopsida; Apiales; Apiaceae
Exons: 1
Coding region: 1-405 (134 amino acids)
Source: RefSeq, a predicted model, not a curated record
AUGGAAAUAUUUUCAUCAAGCCCGUUCCGUGGAAGCUCAAAAAGUGAUCACCGAAAAAGGCCAGCAGGAUACAAUGCUACAUUCAAUGGACGGCGUAAGAGCGCAAAGACAGUAACGCUUGGAGGUAGUCCGAAGCGGAGCUGGAGAAUUAGAACCGUCCCAAAAUUGAAGUUUAAGUUGAUAUUGUCGUCGCCUAUGAGGCUGUGGAGGAAACUUAAGAACCGGUACAUGAACUUGAUGCUUAAUUUGGGCAGUUCGAGUUCCGCAAAGGGCUUUGGUGAGAAAAGAAUACCCAAGGCUCGUCAAUCCUCUACUACUACUUACACGACUACUGAAUUCGAUAACAGACUUGUUUUCGAAAUUUACAAGUCCUUGAUGACUUCUCAUGAAAUGGCUACAAGUUGA